UCUGAAACCCUCCCAAACGAACUGAGGUCACUCCACACUCGAACUCUCCAGAGAGAAGGCUCAGCCCUACUCCCGCUCUUCCGGCUCUCUCUCCUCACCCGAUCCGAUCUAGGGUUUUCUCAUUGUUUGUGUUAAUUCUUUUUAAUGGCUAUUUCGUCGUCGACUCCUGAUAUUUCCGGCGACCGGCAAUCUGGCCAGGACGUUCGAACCCAAAAUGUUAUGGCGUGUCAAGCAAUUGCGAAUAUUGUCAAGUCAUCGCUUGGUCCCGUUGGCCUCGACAAGAUGCUUGUAGAUGAUAUCGGUGACGUAACGAUCACUAAUGAUGGUGCCACAAUCCUAAAGAUGCUUGAAGUUGAGCAUCCUGCUGCCAAGGUGCUUGUUGAGUUAGCAGAAUUGCAAGACAGAGAAGUUGGAGAUGGGACAACUUCUGUAGUCAUCAUAGCUGCAGAAUUGCUUAAGAAAGCCAAUGAUUUAGUGAGAAAUAAGAUCCACCCAACAUCAAUAAUUAGUGGUUACAGGCUGGCUAUGAGGGAAGCAUGCAAAUAUGUUGAUGAUAAACUGGCUGUAAAGGUUGAAAAACUUGGUAAAGAUUCUCUUAUAAACAGUGCCAAGACCUGCAUGUCCUCAAAGUUGAUUGGUGGUGAUAGUGACUUCUUUGCAAGUCUGGUUGUGGAUGCUGUACAAUCAGUAAAGAUGACAAAUGCUAGAGGAGAAAUUAGAUACCCAAUCAAGGGAAUCAAUAUUCUUAAAGCCCAUGGGAAAAGUGCCAGAGAUAGCUAUCUAUUGAAAGGAUAUGCUCUCAACACAGGCCGUGCUGCACAGGGGAUGCCCCUGAGAGUGGCCCCUGCCAAAAUUGCUUGCCUUGAUCUUAAUCUUCAAAAAACAAAAAUGCAAAUGGGAGUCCAAGUUUUGGUCACUGACCCUCGGGAAUUGGAAAAGAUUCGUCAGAGAGAAGCUGACAUGACAAAAGAACGUAUUGAGAAGCUUCUUAAGGCAGGAGCAAAUGUUAUUUUGACUACCAAAGGAAUCGAUGAUAUGGCACUUAAGUACUUUGUGGAGGCUGGUGCCAUAGCUGUCAGACGUGUUCGCAAGGAAGACCUGCGCCAUGUUGCUAAGGCAACUGGGGCUACUGCGGUCUCCACUUUCGCUGAUAUGGAAGGGGAAGAAACAUUUGAUUCUUCACUUCUAGGCUAUGCAGAUGAAGUAGUGGAGGAACGUAUCGCUGAUGAUGAUGUAAUUAUGAUAAAAGGGACCAAAACAUCAAGUGCGGUUUCCUUGAUACUUAGAGGUGCCAACGACUUCAUGCUCGAUGAGAUGGACAGGGCGUUACAUGAUGCUAUAUGCAUUGUGAAGAGAACACUGGAAUCUAAUACAGUAGUUGCUGGUGGAGGUGCUGUUGAGGCCGCCCUAUCUGUAUAUUUAGAGAAUCUGGCAACCACGUUGGGAUCCAGGGAGCAGUUGGCGAUUGCAGAGUUUGCCGAAUCCUUACUGGUUAUACCAAAGGUUCUCGCCGUAAAUGCUGCUAAAGAUGCAACUGAGUUAGUUGCUAAACUACGAGCUUACCACCACACUGCGCAAACUAAGUCAGAUAAGAAACAUUUAUCAAGCAUGGGUCUAGACUUGGUGAAGGGUGUCGUCCGCAACAAUUUGGAGGCAGGAGUCAUCGAACCUGCUAUGAGCAAAGUGAAAAUAAUUCAGUUUGCUACUGAAGCUGCUAUUACUAUCCUUCGGAUUGACGACAUGAUCAAGCUUUUCAAAGAUGAAAGUCAGAAUGGCGAGGAUUGAGUUGGGUACAAGAUGACGUCGGUAUGGUGUUUUGACCGACAACUAUCAUUAGUCCAUCGGAAGGUUGUGUUUUUUUCGUUACAUGGUCUGCUGCUAUUUGUUUGAUUUUGAACCUCCCCCUCGCCUAAAGUCUGGGUGAAAUUUUGUGGCUUGUGGAACAAUUGUGCCUUCGUACUUCAACUAGUGUCGAAUUAUUUUAGAGCGCUAUUCUUGUAUUUUGUGAUUCUUAUUUAGUUGUGCCAUCGUUGACGGGGAUUGUCGGUAGGUUGGUGUUAAAUGUUUUUAAUUACUACAACUUUUACUUA
Salvia hispanica is the source of this 2090-nucleotide messenger RNA. Its product is annotated as T-complex protein 1 subunit alpha-like. NCBI's taxonomy places the organism in Eukaryota, Viridiplantae, Streptophyta, Magnoliopsida, Lamiales, Lamiaceae. The record is from RefSeq and is a predicted model, not a curated record. Gene Ontology annotation, biological process: protein folding. Gene Ontology annotation, molecular function: ATP binding; ATP-dependent protein folding chaperone; ATP hydrolysis activity.